Molecule: messenger RNA, 1038 nt
Organism: Cucurbitaria berberidis CBS 394.84
Lineage: Eukaryota; Fungi; Ascomycota; Dothideomycetes; Pleosporales; Cucurbitariaceae
Product: Triosephosphate isomerase
Exons: 4
Coding region: 254-1000 (248 amino acids)
Biological process (GO): glyceraldehyde-3-phosphate biosynthetic process; glycolytic process; glycerol catabolic process
Cellular component (GO): cytosol
Molecular function (GO): triose-phosphate isomerase activity
Source: RefSeq, a predicted model, not a curated record
UGAGAUCCGCAUCCCCAUUCUUUUCCCUUUGCCCACGGCCGUGAACGAAGCAAAAGUCAGUCCACAGUUCGCCGAAAACCGCUCAGCUCACAACGUCGUCACUUGCCCCGCCCCCGCCGAGCUCCAAAACAUCUGCAAGUCCAGCGCAACUCAACAACGCAUUGCAACACCACGACACUUUUCUUCAACUCACCUCUACCUUCAUACCCCUAGAACCACCACUUAUUCCAAUCUUUUCAAACUAUCAUUCAAGAUGGCUCGCCAAUUUUUCAUCGGAGGCAACUUCAAAAUGAACGGCAAUAUCAAGUCGAUCAAGGAGAUUGUCAAGAACCUCAACGAAGCGAAGCUUGACCCCAAAGUUGAGGUCGUCAUCGCACCUCCGGCCCUCUACCUCCUUCUCACACGCGAGAACCUUCGUGAAGGCCUCGAGGUCGCUGCGCAGAACGUCUUCGACAAGCCCAACGGCGCUUUCACAGGCGAGAUCUCCGCCGACCAGCUCAAGGACAGCGGCAUCACCUGGACAAUCCUAGGCCACUCUGAGCGCCGCGUCAUCUUGCAGGAGGACGAUGCUUUCGUUGCGAGCAAGACCAAGGCUGCGCUGGACGGUGGUCUGAGCGUGAUUCUAUGCUGCGGCGAGAGCCUCGAACAAAGGGAGAAGGGCGAGACCGUCAGUGUGGUAACCAGGCAGUUGAAGGCUGUAGCAGACAAGGUCAAGGACUGGAGUAAGAUCGUUGUUGCUUACGAGCCCAUCUGGGCCAUCGGCACCGGCAAGGUCGCCACCACGGCCCAAGCACAGGAAGUCCACGCCGCUAUCCGCGAGUGGCUGAAGAAGGAAGUCUCGUCCGAGGCUGCUGAGAAGACGCGCAUUCUGUACGGUGGCAGCGUGACGGAGAAGAACUCCAACGAGCUGGCGAAGCAGCCUGACAUCGAUGGCUUCCUUGUUGGCGGCGCUAGCUUGAAGCCUGCGUUCCAUGAUAUCAUCAACAGCAACCAGGCAUGAAUACAUGGUGGUGAGGCUCGUCUGUAAAAUGGUAGAAG